Molecule: messenger RNA, 643 nt
Organism: Limulus polyphemus (Atlantic horseshoe crab)
Lineage: Eukaryota; Metazoa; Arthropoda; Merostomata; Xiphosura; Limulidae
Exons: 2
Coding region: 297-635 (112 amino acids)
Biological process (GO): G protein-coupled receptor signaling pathway
Cellular component (GO): membrane
Molecular function (GO): G protein-coupled receptor activity
Source: RefSeq, a predicted model, not a curated record
UCCAUGGUAACCGGAAGUAAUUUUGUUCAUGAAAUCACCACUUUUCUGUCAAGACAACAGAUGCGGUAUGAAGCUAUUCAUCCAUGGUAACCGGAAGUAAUUUUGUUCAUGAAAUCACCACUUUUCUAUCAAGACAACAGAUGCGGUAUGAAGCUAUUCAUCCAUGGUAACCGAGUUUUAUCUUGUCCGAAUAGCUUUGCUCUUCUGUUCAUUUCCUAUUAAGAAUUCUUUCUUGGAACUCUGAUCUUACCCCUCAAAAAUUCGAAGACAGAACAAGGCCGAUAGCAACGAAUGAGAUGGAUGACAAAAAGAACAACACAAAAGUGUACCCAGAUGGCGCUGUGUGGAAUGGGGAACUUAUUCAACGAGUUGCCACUUUGGGAGUGAUUAUGACGGCGACUUUAGUUGGAAACAUGAUUAUUGUGUUGGUCCUAUCGCGGUCACGUUACCGGAAACGAUCCUCUAGAGUCAACAUCUUCAUUCUAAACCUUGCUAUUGGAGACCUCGCUGUUUGCUUCAUCACCAUGACGUCAGAGAUGUUGUUUGAGAAUCUUUUUUCAGAUUUGAAAUCCAUGAAGUAUGAAAAAAGAUACAGGAACACCUUCAUCGUCACACACCCGUCUGACCAUCAUUGAACCAAGCA